Molecule: messenger RNA, 2260 nt
Organism: Ananas comosus (pineapple)
Lineage: Eukaryota; Viridiplantae; Streptophyta; Magnoliopsida; Poales; Bromeliaceae
Product: UPF0061 protein azo1574
Exons: 8
Coding region: 50-1999 (649 amino acids)
Source: RefSeq, a predicted model, not a curated record
UCACCCACAGACGAGGGGGGAGGGGCAAGGGAAAAUAAAAAGCGGCGGCAUGCACCAUCUCACUUCUCUCUCCCCCUCUCUCCGUUUCUCCUCCUCCUCCUCCUCCUCCUCCUCCUCUGCCGCAGCUCUCUCCAAGAACCUCCUCUCCUCUCUCCUCCCUUCCUCUCCUCGUAUACUACGAUCGCCGCCCCCUCGGAAGCGCCUCUCUUCGCCGUUCGAUCGCCGGCGAUCGCCUCCUCCUCCCCUCCGGCGAAUGAGCGGGAUCGCUUUCGCGGCCGGAGAAGGGAUCUCGGGCGUCGCGCCAAUGGAAUCUCCGGCGUCGGCCGCCGUGGGCGUUGGAGCGGCGCGUGCGGAGAGUGCUCGCCUGAAGCUGGAGGAGCUGAACUGGGACCACUCGUUCGUGCGGGAGCUUCCCGGCGAUCCGAGAACCGAUAAGAUUCCGAGAGAAGUCUUACAUGCUUGUUACACCAAAGUGUCUCCAUCAGCAGAAGUGGAAGACCCUAAGCUUGUGGCUUGGUCUGAGUCAGUUGCUAAUUUGCUUGAUUUGGAUCCUAAAGAAUUUGAAAGACCAGAUUUCCCAUUAAUAUUCUCUGGAGCGGCUCCUCUGGUUGGAGGGUUGCCGUAUGCCCAGUGCUAUGGUGGGCAUCAGUUUGGUGUGUGGGCUGGUCAAUUGGGUGAUGGACGUGCAAUUACUCUUGGUGAGCUUAUAAAUUCCCGAGGAGAAAGGUGGGAACUACAGCUCAAAGGUGCCGGCAAGACUCCCUACAGUCGCUUUGCAGAUGGUCUCGCUGUUCUCCGUAGUAGUAUACGUGAGUUCUUGUGCAGUGAAGCUAUGAAUGGCCUGGGUAUUCCUACGACUCGCGCCCUUUGCCUAGUCACUACUGGCAAAUAUGUCGUCCGAGACAUGUUUUAUGAUGGCAAUCCAAAAGAUGAACCUGGUGCGAUUGUCUGCCGUGUUGCGCAAUCCUUUUUGCGGUUUGGCUCAUACCAAAUUCAUGCCUCUAGAGGCAAAGAAGACCUUGACAUAGUCCGUGUUUUGGCUGACUAUACAAUUCGACAUCACUUUCCCCAUCUUGAAAAUCUUAAAAAGAGUGAAAGCUUGUCCUUUGAUGCUGCUCAAGGGGAUUCGCCAUCAAUUGAUUUGACGUCCAAUAAGUAUGCAGCAUGGGCAGUUGAGGUUGCUGAGCGCACUGCUUCCCUUGUUGCCAGAUGGCAAGGUGUGGGCUUCACUCAUGGUGUGCUCAACACAGACAACAUGAGUGUCUUGGGCCUAACUAUUGAUUAUGGACCUUUUGGCUUCUUGGAUGCAUUUGAUCCAAGCUAUACACCAAAUACCACUGAUCUUCCCGGGCGGAGGUAUUGUUUUGCGAACCAACCAGACAUUGGCUUGUGGAACAUUGCACAAUUUGGAACAACUUUAUCUGCUGCCAAACUUAUCAGCAAGGAUGAGGCUAACUAUGCCAUGGAAAGGUAUGGAACCAAAUUCAUGGACGAGUACCAAUAUAUAAUGACCAAAAAGCUUGGUCUAACUAAAUACAAUAAGCAGCUAAUCAGUAAGCUUCUUAACAACUUGGCUGUUGACAAAGUUGACUACACAAACUUCUUCCGGUUGCUUUCGAACAUAAAAGCGGACCCUAACAUUCCGGAAAACGAGUUGCUUGUGCCCCUCAAGGCUGUUCUCUUAGACAUUGGGAAGGAAAGAAAAGAAGCAUGGAUUAGUUGGUUGCAGACUUACAUUGAAGAGUUGGUCUCGAGUGGCAUUCCAGAUGAAGAAAGAAAGGCUGCGAUGAACUCUGUUAACCCUAAAUACGUUCUUCGGAACUAUCUGUGUCAGAGUGCUAUUGAUGCGGCCGAACAAGGUGAUUACGAGGAAGUCCGUAGGCUGUUGAAAGUCAUGGAACGCCCGUAUGAUGAACAGCCAGGGAUGGAGAAGUACGCGCGGUUGCCGCCAGCAUGGGCCUACAGGCCAGGCGUGUGCAUGCUAUCAUGCUCUUCUUGAGUAUACCUCUUACCCGCUUGCUCCCCUAUAUAUUAUGAUGUAUAAGAUGUUGUAUAUAGACCUAUAGAGGCCUGCUUUCACGAUCAAUAGCGAAGGAAAAAUCAUUUUAUGUUGUUGGCGGUGCUAAUUUAUUUUGUAACGUAGAUUAUGAGUUCGUCAUCACCUAGUUAAUUAAUUAUACACCAUAUGUAUGUGUGAAACAUGUACUGGAGAUUUGUUGUGCAUUUUUCUAACCAUUGUGGUUGGACUUUCCUUUUGUUA